Molecule: messenger RNA, 1302 nt
Organism: Neolamprologus brichardi
Lineage: Eukaryota; Metazoa; Chordata; Actinopteri; Cichliformes; Cichlidae
Source: RefSeq, a predicted model, not a curated record
CGUGUCCUGUCUGCCCUGAACCAGCAGAGGGCAGUGGGCAGGUUUUGUGAUGCAUCAUUGAAUGUGGGAGACGGGGUAGUGUUCCUUGCUCAUCGCAACAUCCUCGCCUGCUUCACUGAACUCCUCCAGCAGUCAAACGUGCCUUCUGCAACAGAGUUCUGCCUGCAGGGAUGCCCCAGUGAUGGCUUGGAGCUGCUCCUAAACUUUGUCUACACCGGAGAGCUGAAGUUGGAUCCUCACAACCUGGACAGAGUCCAGCAGGCAGCAGCCAGCCUGUGCGUACCGGAGGCACUCACACGCUGUCAGCAGUUCAAGGAGACCUCUAAGGAGCCUGUGCCUGUCAAGCGUAAAAGAGGUAGACCUAGAAAGUCUGCCUCAGACAUCACGAAAUACGAGCCCACCAUUGAUACUGCUGCAGCCAGUUUUACCGCUGCUGCCACUACUACAGCAACCACCACACGCUCUGGCCGGGUAGUGAAGGGCUCCAGGCGACUUGUGACUAUCGAUGAGAGCCCUACAACUGAAAAUGAGUUGGCCCCGCCUCUUCCUGUGGAGAAAGAAGUUGGUGAUGCAGUUGUUGAGGAAAACCAAAACUCAGAUCAGCUAGCUGGUGAAACUGAGGCAACGGAGCUGCAGAUUAACGACAAUGUUAUUAAUCAGGUGAGUGGGGGAGUGGAAGCAGAAGACGAUAAUGAUGACGUGAGUAUUCCGGAGGAGAUUCCCGAAGACACAGAUGAGGAGUAUGUGCCUGCUACUAAGCCCGCUUCCUCAACCACAUCCUCGUCUACGGCGACUGGACAGAAAUGCAAGAGUCAAACAAACAAAAACAAGAAUGGUCAGGCGAUGGAGGACGAUUCUAAGAAGGCCUCCGUGCAGUGUCCCAUCUGCUUCAAAGCCUUCAAGAGCAAAUACUACCUCAAGGUUCACAACAGGAGGCACACAGGGGAGAAGCCCUUCGGUUGUCUGAAAUGUGGAAAACGGUACUACAGGAAGGAGAACCUUUUGAUACACGAGAUGAGAAACUGUGCUAGUGCGCUGGCACAUCUGCGGCGUCACAUUCAAAUUCACAAGCGCACUGAGAACUACAACCCGCGGCAGAGGAAGUUGAGGAAUGUGAUUGUGCAAGAUGUGGAUGGAAGUCCGGUCGAGACCGAAGCUCCCAAAUCGGAGGAGGCCUCGCUGAUCGGUGAUGGGUCCACUCAGGAGCAGGGAUAUGAGAAUAGCCAUUGGCUCUUUAAGAGCCCCCUACUUAGUCAUGCUGACCUUCGCACGUUCUUCAGUAAUCACCUCAUCAUUCACUGA